ACUCAACCCUCCUUUCAUUUCCCGCGUUUAGCACGUCAUUAUAAUUGAUAACCACCUGUUGGUUGCUUAAACCCUUAAAAAACCUCGCGCAAGCAAACCAGAACCUCUUUUAUCACCACCACCAUGCAUGCAUGAAGAAGCUAAGAGCCCUAGCACAAACUCUCUCCUUCUCUCAAUUCGAAACCCUAAUCUCCCAAAAAGAUUAUCCUCAAGCUCUCAAAUCCUCACUCACUUUGUCAUCUCCUCUCCUCACCGACCAAACCUACUCUCUCUUCAUCAAAUCAGGUCACUUUCUUGACCCCUACGUAUCCACAGCUCUCAUUUCUCACUUCUCCAAACUUGACAACAACAACAACAACAACAACAACAAUCUCUCUCGCUCUCUUUCUUUCUUCUUAGACACACAAAACCCCGAUAUCAUCACUUACAAUGCAAUCAUUUCUGGGUUUGCAAGGGCUAAUGAUUCUAGAACUGUUUUGGGACUUUUCAAUGAAUUAAGGCAUGUGGGUUUGGUGCCUGAUGUGUUUACUUUGAGUUCUUUAAUUAAAGGAUGUGUGAGUUUGAGAGAGAAUUGGGUUUCUCAAGGGGUUUGUUUAAAACUUGGGUUUGGGUCUAAAAGCUUUGUGAUUAGUGGGUUGAUUGACAAUUAUUCAAAGAAUGGAGAUUUGGGGUCAGCUGAGAGGUGUUUUAAGGAGUGUUUAGAUUUGGAUAAUGUGGUCUGUACUGUUAUGGUUAAUGGGUAUGUGUGGAAUGAGGAGUUUGAGAAGGGAAAACAGGUUUUUGUUGAAAUGAGAGGGUUAGGUUUAGAGUUAAAUGCAUUUAGCUUAACUGGUGUGGUCGGGGCUUUGUUUGAUGUAAGAGAAGGGGAGCAAAUUCAUGGUUUUGGUGUAAAGAUGGGAUUUUUACGUGGUUCUUCAAUGCAUUUUAGCAAUGCUGUUAUGAGUAUGUACGCGAGGUGUGGAAAAGAGGUUGAUGCUAUUAAGGUGUUUGAUGAAAUUGCCGAACCAGAUGUUGUUUCUUGGACUCAGAGAAUAGGAACUGCUUCUGAUGGUCAUGAAGCUGUGGAAUUGUUUAGAAUUGUACUUUCCUUAGGUUUGGAUGUGAAUGAGUAUACUUUAAUUAAUGUUUUGUCAAUGAUUGGAGGAGUGACGUUUUUUAAUGCAGGGAAGCAGAUUCAAGCACUUUGUCAUAAGACAGGGUAUUUCCAGGUGGUCUCUGUCGGCAAUGCUUUGGUGUCCAUGUAUGGGAAGUGUGGGCAAAUCUGCGAUGCUUGUAGAGUUUUUUAUAACAUGAUUAUACGAGAUUCUGUUUCUUGGAAUUCUCUGAUCUCUGCAUGUUCUGAGAAUGGAUUUGUUAAUCAGGCUCUAGAGGUGUUCUAUCAGAUGCGUGAGUUGUCACUGCAGCCUACUAUACAUACUCUGGCUAGCAUUCUUGAAGCAGUGUCCAAUUCAAACAAUACAAAGCAGGUGAUACAAAUCCAUUCACUUCUUGUUAAAUGUGGAUUCAUGUUUGAUGUUUCUAUGAUUUCUUGCUUGAUAACAGCGUAUGGGAGAUGCAACAGUAUGGAUGAAUCCAAAAGGGUGUUUGCUGAGAUUGAUAAGGUAAACUUGGUUCAUCUGAAUACGAUGAUAACUACUUUUGUCCGUGCUGGCUAUUAUACUGAUGCUUUGGCAUUGUAUCAAACCAUAUGGAGCUCGCACCGUAAAGUGGACAGUAGAACUUUCAGCAUUAUCCUUAAAGCUUGUAGUGCUAUAACAGAUAUGCAACUGGGAAGAGCAGUUCAUUCCCUAGUAUUAAAAACUGGAUUUGAUCAGGAUAGCUUUGUUGAAAGUUCUGUCAUCGACAUUUAUUGCAAGUGCGGAAGCAUUGGACAAGCAGAGAAAGCAUUCAGGAGUUCAUCUAUGAGCAGUUUGGCUGCUUGGAAUGCCAUGAUGAUGGGAUACGCCCAUCAUGGUUGUUAUCAAGAAGUUUUUGAUCUCUUUAACAAGAUGUCUCAAUUUGGAAUAGAACCUGAUGAGAUAACUUAUCUUGGUGUUCUUAGUUCGUGCUGCCAUGGAGGGCUCAUGAAAGAAGCACGCCACUACUUAGACUCUAUGUUUGAACUUCAUGGAAUAAUCCCACACUUAGAACAUUAUGCCUGCAUGAUUGAUCUGCUUGGUCGAGUUGGGCUCCUGGAAGAUGCAAAGAAAACCAUAGAUCACAUGCCUAUUCAACCUGAUGUUCAUAUAUGGCAAAUUCUUCUAUCUGCCUGCAAUAUCCAUGGACAUGUUGAGCUGGGAAGAGUUGCAGCAAGAAAACUUCUUGAAAUUCAUCCUGAAAACGAAUCUGCUUAUAUUCUUCUAUCAAAUCUUUAUGCUUCUGUUGGUAUGUGGAAUGCUGUUGGAAGAUUAAGAAAAGAAAUGAAAGAAAAAAAUCUCCGCAAGGAACCUGGUUCUAGUUGGAUUCAAGUAGGUAGAAAAAGUCAUACCUUUUUUGUUAAUGAUACUUCACAUCCUCAAAGUAAAGAAAUAUACGCGGAGUUAAUAAGGCUGUAUAAACAAGUGAUAGUGUCCCUGGAACCGGAACAAGAUGGUGCUUUUCUAUGGAUCAAUGGACCUUGAGGCAUAGAAAAUUCUCUUGAUUUCCAUGAGAGGCAACAAAUACCCCUUGGUUUUUACAUUUCAUAAGUGAACUAUUAAAUACUUUUAUUCAAUAAGGAGUCCUCAAUUAUAGCUUCUACUGAAUAUUUGCACAUUCCAUUCUGUAUUUGAAAUGAGUAUUUAAUGAUUAAAUGCACUCAAACACUGAAAAUCCUCCCUAUCCUUCGUAUCAACUCUUCCAGAAUACAUUCAGUAAGUCGUCAUACUGAUCAAUGAAUGAGUGGUUCCAGUUGCUGUGAGGUGCAUGUUAAAGUUACAGCAUGGGAGAUAUAAUGAUGUUCUCAGUAUUAAUUAGAGCAAGGUGCAUUAUGCUGAUCAUCAAAAAUAAAAAUCGGGACAGGACAUUGAUAUUUGGCUCAGAUCCCUCCAUCCUGGUAUGAUGGUAUCGUGGAGGUUAGUUUACCAUGGUAAUGCUGAUAUUCCUGUUAUUUAAUGUAGAGGAUAAGAUUAAGUAGUUAGACACCUUGAAACGUUUUCUUGUAAUUGUUGACUCUUCUGCUUUGUUUUACCUGCGUACUAAUUCGAGUUGAUGUCUCUCCAUUGCGUCCUUGUUGAUGAACAAUUUAUUUCCUUAAAAAUUCAUUGAUUCUGAUCUUUUUCUAGAUAA
Messenger RNA from Populus nigra (black poplar), 3246 nucleotides. Its product is annotated as putative pentatricopeptide repeat-containing protein At3g25970. The record is from RefSeq and is a predicted model, not a curated record. Lineage: Eukaryota; Viridiplantae; Streptophyta; Magnoliopsida; Malpighiales; Salicaceae. The transcript has a single exon. Gene Ontology annotation, biological process: RNA modification. Bases 132 to 2600 code for a protein of 822 amino acids. Gene Ontology annotation, molecular function: RNA binding; protein binding.